GUCCCGCCCGGCUUCAACGAGGGAGAGAGAGAGGGAGACGAUGGAAGGGGAUCGCCGUUACGAUGGAGGCGCAGCGUCGCCUGCGUCGGUUUCCUCUGUAUCGAAGGCAGCGGAGAGGGAUGUCGAGGUGGAGGAUGAAGUCGCGGCGGGAGUGGCCGAGGGGGAGGAAGCUGAGAGUGAUCGAGAUGACGAGGGAUUGGAGCUAGGGUUGACGCUGGGGGCGGCGGGGAAGUGGAACCCUCCGCCGGUGCCGUGGAGUCCGUGCUUACGUAUCCUGACGGCGAAGGACCUUCCCUCCUUGGCGUCGCUUGCUCCCCCGAGGUCCCCUUCCGCCUCCUCCGUCUCGUCGUCCUCCGUCACCAACCUGAGAGGCGGAGGAACUGGGACAAAGCGAUCGGACGAGCCGGCUUCCCCGGAUUUCGGUGGGUCUCCUCAGCCUCCCAGUCAGAUGGUGGUGGGGUGGCCACCUAUCAGGGCAUUUAGGAUGAACAGCUUGUUCAACCAAUCCAAAGAGCAUACACCUGAGACUGCUGCUGUUGCUAUCAAGAAAAGUGUCAGCAAGGACCAGAACCGGAAGGAUCAAGGAGGCAGGAGAACGGAAAUGAGAAGUUCAAUGUUUGUUAAAGUUAAAAUGGACGGCGAUCCUAUUGGUAGGAAGGUGGAUCUCAACGCCCAUCACUCUUAUGAAGCUCUUGCAGUUUCUCUUGAGCUCAUGUUUCAGAAACCCACCAUGGCUACCAACCUUCUGGCCUCAUUUGUUGAUUCAGAUGGAGCAAUGUCUUUGAAGUCAUUGGAUAGCUCAUCUGAGUUUGCUCUUACUUACGAAGACAAAGACGGGGAUUGGAUGCUGGUCGGAGAUGUUCCAUGGGGCACCCAUCGGUUUAACUUCAUGAAAUACAGAAUGUUUGUGGAAACUGCCAAGAGACUUAGAAUCAUGAAGAUCUCUGAUGCAACUGGUCUUAGUAUAUGAAUUCUUUUUGGAAAGGUCAGCUGCAAUUCUUUGCUCUGGCUCUCAAUUCUGUAUCUCAAGUUAGUCGAACUCGAAUGCAGCACCAAGACUUAUCUUAUGAGAAGGCGCGUGAAUGAAGUCCCCCGGAACCAUAUCGAGGCACUAUGUGAAGGGGAAAAGGAGCAUAUAGAAGAAGAGAGGGUGAAUAUAAUAGAAGGAGAGGCAACCGAUCGAGUUUUCUUUGGACUUUGGAUCAUUGGUAUUGUUAUUUUUUCACUUCAGAAUCAGACAAUGAAAAUUACUCUUUUUUGCUAA
This is a messenger RNA of Zingiber officinale, 1264 nucleotides long. Its product is annotated as auxin-responsive protein IAA10-like. Gene Ontology annotation, cellular component: nucleus. The record is from RefSeq and is a predicted model, not a curated record. The transcript has 4 exons. Gene Ontology annotation, biological process: regulation of DNA-templated transcription. The coding region runs from base 41 to 970 and encodes 309 amino acids. Gene Ontology annotation, molecular function: protein binding. NCBI's taxonomy places the organism in Eukaryota, Viridiplantae, Streptophyta, Magnoliopsida, Zingiberales, Zingiberaceae.